Messenger RNA from Camelina sativa (false flax), 771 nucleotides. Lineage: Eukaryota; Viridiplantae; Streptophyta; Magnoliopsida; Brassicales; Brassicaceae. The record is from RefSeq and is a predicted model, not a curated record.
AUGUUGUUGCGGAACUUAGGGUUCCGUAAGUUCAAAGGAGACCCGAAUGUAGUAUUAGCAGACGUGUGGAUAAAAGACCUGGAGAAUAACUUCGAGAUGACAAAGUGCCCAAAGGAGUUUAGGAGACCAGUAGCAGUUAAUUUCUUGGAAGAAGAUGCUCGUGCAUGGUGGGAUACCGUAGUUUCUAGUUACCGGUUCCAGACGAUAAUGUGGGGAAUUUUUAAGAAAGAGUUCAAGCUGAAGUACUUUCCACCAGAGUUACGCGACCGGUUGGAGAAUCAGUUUCUGCAACUAGAACAAGGUGAGAUGACCGUUCGAGCAUAUGGGAGGAUUUUUACAAGACUUUGGAGGUAUCUGUACCAAGGAACUGAUGAUGAGUUAGCAAUGGCCCGGAGAUUCUUUAACGGACUCAGGCCAGAUAUUAGAGGAAGGUUACACGCUGUGACCUACCGCAGUGUUGCGGAAGUGGAAGAGAGAGCUGUGAGUGUUGAGGAAGCCAUAGAGAUAGAGAAGGAGAUUGCAGCUCGGGAGAAAAAGAAGGAACCAGUCCAGCAGACUAAGAUUGUGAACACCCAAAAGGUGAAUCAAGUGGCAGGACGGAAUUGGGGCGCAGGCCGCAGGAAGGUUAAGAUGAAUGUUAGCCAAGGAGGUCGUAAUGUGAGCAACAUGGAUCCGAGGGGAUGCUAUGUGUGCGGGCAAGUUGGGCAUUUCGCUCGCGCUUGUCCGACUGACACUAUGCGAACUCAUGUCCAUCGAAGCCGGCCAAACUGA